AUGGACACUAAAAUUCAACAACAAGAAAAGAAAGGAUUAUAUGGAGGAGCAAUGGAGAUUGAAAUACCAACUAGAUUCAUAGAUGUAUCACAGUUUAGACAAGUACCCGAUCACCAAGAAGUCUUUGUCGAUGAAACAUCGGAUCAAAGUGUCAUUAUAGAACUAUUAGAAAGACAGAGUCACAUCGAGGACAACAAGAGUGCAUCAUUCCACUUUGACACAAUCUCUGAUGAAUCUGAUAUCCCUGCAGACGGUCGAAUCGUAUUCAAUCAUCGUCCAAUAGAUAGUGCAGAGAUGCCUCACUUUACCAAUGAAACACCAAAGUUUCUAUUAUUUGGUCAACAAAAGGUUGCAAAGUUUAAUGAAACUGGUUCCGAAAAUAUUGUAAAUGUAUAUAUGGCAAUUGUUAGAUUGUCAAAAUCACAAACCGAUGUAUUGAUUACAUUAUAUCAUCCUAUCCUCCUCUGUGAAUCCAGUAGUAGUGCCAAAACAGUUGGAUCAACCAAACCAGAUACCUUGUACAGCCAACCAAUCGUAGAACAAACUUUUAUUAAAAUAUUACAAAGUUUUAAUAUUAAAGAUUAUUCUUUAUUUGUUCAUCAAUAA
Molecule: messenger RNA, 606 nt
Organism: Cavenderia fasciculata
Lineage: Eukaryota; Evosea; Eumycetozoa; Acytosteliales; Cavenderiaceae
Product: Ran GTPase binding protein
Exons: 2
Coding region: 1-606 (201 amino acids)
Biological process (GO): protein import into nucleus
Cellular component (GO): nucleus
Molecular function (GO): small GTPase binding; guanyl-nucleotide exchange factor activity
Source: RefSeq, a predicted model, not a curated record